Aspergillus wentii DTO 134E9 is the source of this 339-nucleotide messenger RNA. RefSeq lists its product as uncharacterized. The transcript is spliced from 2 exons. The record is from RefSeq and is a predicted model, not a curated record. The coding region runs from base 1 to 339 and encodes 112 amino acids. Lineage: Eukaryota; Fungi; Ascomycota; Eurotiomycetes; Eurotiales; Aspergillaceae.
AUGUCCCGCCGUCUCCUCAUCUUCCAAGAAGGUCGCAACCCGCAAAACCCGGCCGAGCAGGUCUAUCUGCCCGUCAACAAACUGGGUCUUCCCAUCUGCGGCGAUGGGCCUGAUCUGCCGUCGAUUCUGGAACUGCCAUUGCGCACUCUGAGGGUGUUUACGGAGAUUUUCAAUCAGCCCAAGUAUAAGGGGUGGGCCAUUCUAUCGGCAGGACCGUAUCAUGAUACCUCGGAAGAGGGCAAAUACUAUGCGGUCGUCUUAGAGCAGGUGCGGGAACAGCCUGUCCUUCAGACGACGACGCAGGAUGCGAUGGCGGCGAGGUUUAUGGGGAGUCCUUAG